GCCGGGACGAUUCGCUCGGCAUUCUGGGAGUUGUAGUGUCCAGCUCCAGCGUGCUCUGUGCCCACCCGAGAUGUGCGCAGGAACGGGGUGACGACUGGCUUGACUGACAUCUGAUUGGCUGUCUGGAAAAAAUGAAAAGUCCUUGCGGUCCGGGGCGGAGACCUACGAGAAGAUGGGGCGGGCCCCCGUGUGGGAGGAGGCGGGGCCUGUGGGCUUUGGGCGCGAGCUGUUGAAAGGCAGUUGGUGUGUGCGUUCGGUUGCUUGGUCUGUCGGGCGUCCCCCGGCCCGGCCCCAUGGCUGACCCUGAGGAGUUUCGGGCUUCGCCGCCGCCGCCGCCUCCCUCGUCUCCGUCUUCGGGCGCCUCUUCAUCGUCCCUCAGCAUGCCAGUGAGUUUGGGCUGGCGGAGUCCGAGCCGAAGCCACGACCCAACAACGGUGGACCCCCUGGAGCAAGUGGAGCUGCAGAUCGGAGACGCGGCAUUUUCAUUAACUAAACUUCUGGAAGCCACGUCUGCUGUAUCAGCUCAGGUGGAAGAGCUUGCCCUGAAAUGUACGGAAAAUGCACGGUUCCUUAAAACGUGGCGGGACCUCCUGAAAGAAGGCUAUGAUUCCUUGAAACCCGACAACUGACUUGCAGAUGUGGUCGGUUAAUGACUCACACAUGAGAUAUUUGCACGUGGGCCGCAUUUAUGGGGCUGCCUGUCUCCAGACAUUUAUACUGAGAAUGAAAUUUUUCUGGUAUUCUUGACUUUUGAGAAAGCAGAAUACUGAAGGGUUUUUGUUUGUUUAAUUGCUCUGUUACCACAGUGUUUACCUUGAGUACUUUCUGCCCUCUAAACUUUUGUAGACUCCUUUAUGAAAGCUAAUUCCAUCAGUCAGUAAUUGAUUAUAGUAGUGCCUCAGUGCAACCAGAUCAUUAUUUGUUUUUCAAGAAGAUGCCACAAGUGCUGAGUUCGGAGUUGAGCUUGGUUCAUCCCCUAGGGCCCUUGAUGGAGACUUCAGGUGGUGGAUCCAACUCCACAGGACACCUGCUCUGAAACCAGUGAUGGCACUCUAUUUACUUCUUAGCUCAGUCCCCGAAGCCAUAUCACACAAGGCUCAGUGCCUGUGGAUAAGACUUGAUGAGCGUAAUGAGAAGCUACCUUUGCUUCCUGUUUUCUAGGAUGAAGACUAAUUGUUUCU
Molecule: messenger RNA, 1181 nt
Organism: Peromyscus eremicus (cactus mouse)
Lineage: Eukaryota; Metazoa; Chordata; Mammalia; Rodentia; Cricetidae
Gene: C6H4orf46
Product: chromosome 6 C4orf46 homolog
Exons: 2
Coding region: 294-629 (111 amino acids)
Source: RefSeq, a predicted model, not a curated record